Molecule: messenger RNA, 573 nt
Organism: Pelmatolapia mariae (spotted tilapia)
Lineage: Eukaryota; Metazoa; Chordata; Actinopteri; Cichliformes; Cichlidae
Product: integumentary mucin C.1-like
Exons: 1
Source: RefSeq, a predicted model, not a curated record
GCUGCUACAACAACAACAACAACAGCUGCUCCAACAACAACAACUGUCCCAACCACUACAACAGCUGCUACAACCACAACAACCGCCCCAACCACUACAACUGCUGCUACAACAACAACAGCUGCUACAACCACAACAACUGUGGCACCAACAACAACAACAGCUGCUCCAACGACAACAACUGCUGCUCCAACCACAACAACAGCUGCUCCAACCACAACAACAGUGGCACCAACCACAACAACUGCUGCUCCAACCACAACAACACCUGCUACAACAACAACAACUGCUGCUCCAACAACAACAACAGCUGCUACAACAACAACAGCUGCUCCAACCACUACAACAGCUGCUACAACCACAACAACUGUGGCUCCAACCACUACAACAGCUGCUCCAACAACAACAACAACAGCUGCUACAACCACAACAACUGUGGCACCAACAACAGCAACAGCUGCUCCAACCACUACAACUGUCCCAACCACAACAACAGCUGCUACAACAACAACAACUGCUGCUCCAACCACAACAACAGCUGCUCCAACAACAACAACUGCAGCUCCAACAACA